Molecule: messenger RNA, 4014 nt
Organism: Melanotaenia boesemani (Boeseman's rainbowfish)
Lineage: Eukaryota; Metazoa; Chordata; Actinopteri; Atheriniformes; Melanotaeniidae
Gene: canx
Product: calnexin
Exons: 15
Coding region: 106-1944 (612 amino acids)
Biological process (GO): protein folding
Cellular component (GO): endoplasmic reticulum membrane; endoplasmic reticulum
Molecular function (GO): calcium ion binding
Source: RefSeq, a predicted model, not a curated record
AUCCUUUUGACCAAUUACCGUUAGAGUAAGGCGGUCCAUGCCUCCAAUAAGUCACGUUAUCCUUCCCAGUAGUUCCCAGGCGGUCACAUCGAAGAGCUGGAGACAAUGCAUCAGAGGGUCGUGUUGUUCGUUCUUCUGGGGGUGGGCCUCCUCUGCCUCAGUUUGACUCCCAUCUGUCAGGCCGAGGACCUGGUUGAGGACAGUCUGGGUGACGACGUGGAUGUAGAGGACGAGCUGGAUCUGGGUUUGGCCGGAGCUGAGGACGAAGAGGAGGAGCUGGAAGGAGAUUUUCAAGACGAGGCUCCGACUGCUCCUAAAACGCCUCCGACACCGAAGGUGACCUACAAAGCUCCAGAACCGAUGGGGGAACACUUCUUUGCAGAGUCUUUUGAUCGGGGAACAUUGGACGGGUGGGUUCUGUCCAACGCCAAGAAGGAUGAUGCUGAUGAAGAGAUUGCAAAGUAUGACGGUAAAUGGGCUGUGGAGGAGAUGAAGGACAGUAAGCUUCCCGGUGACAAAGGUCUGGUUCUGAAGUCGCGCGCCAAACAUCACGCCAUCUCCGCCCAGAUGCUGCGACCUUUCACCUUCGACACCCAACCGCUCAUCCUCGAGUAUGAGGUGAACUUCCAGUCCGGUAUCGACUGUGGUGGCGCCUACGUCAAGCUGCUGACUCAGACUCCUGAACUCGACCUGGACCAGUUUGUGGAUAAAACUCCGUACACAAUCAUGUUUGGACCCGACAAAUGUGGAGAAGAUUACAAGCUGCACUUCAUCUUUAGACACAAAAACCCCAAAACCGGAGAAUACGAAGAGAAACAUGCCAAGAAACCCGACGCAGACCUGCGGACGUACUACACCGACAAGAAGACCCACUUGUACACGCUGGUGGUGAACCCGGACAACAGCUUCGAGGUUCUGGUGGAUCAGACGGUGGUGAACAGCGGAAACCUGCUGACAGACAUGACCCCCCCUGUGAACCCCCCUGCUGAGAUUGAGGACCCUGACGACCACAAACCAGAAGACUGGGACGAGAGACCCAAGAUCCAGGACCCUGACGCUGUUAAGCCUGAAGACUGGGAUGAAGAUGCUCCGGCUCAGGUUCCAGACGAAGAUGCGGUAAAACCUGAUGGCUGGCUGGACGACGAACCCGAGUAUCUCGGAGACCCUGAUGCCGUGAAGCCCGAAGACUGGGACGAGGACAUGGAUGGUGAAUGGGAAGCACCACAGAUCCCAAAUCCCGCUUGCGAGGCCGCCCCUGGUUGUGGCGUGUGGAAACGGCCGAUGGUUGACAACCCCAACUACAAGGGCAAGUGGAAGCCCCCCAUGAUCGACAACCCCAACUACCAGGGUAUCUGGAAGCCGAGGAAGAUCCCCAACCCGGCCUACUUUGAAGACUUGCACCCGUUCAGAAUGACGCCGUUCAUGGCCGUUGGACUCGAGCUCUGGUCCAUGAGCUCUGACAUCUUCUUCGACAACUUCUUUAUCACCAACGACCGCAACACUGCCGACCGCUGGGCCAACGAUGGCUGGGGGCUGAAGAAGGCAGCAGAGGGCGCCGCUGAGCCUGGUCUGGCAGCUCAGAUGUUAAACGCUGCAGAGGAGCGUCCGUGGCUCUGGGUGGUCUACGUCCUCACUGUGGCUCUACCGCUCGUACUCAUCUUCGUCUUCUGCUGCACCGGCAAGAAGAAGAGCGCAGCGUCACCAGCAGAGUACAAGAAGACGGACGAACCUCAGCCUGAUGUGAAGGAGGAAGAAGAGGAGAAUGAAGAGAAGGCCGAGGAAGCAGCGAAGAGCAGUCCAGCUGCAGAGGAGAACGGUGACGAAGAGGACGCUCCAGCAGAGGAAGAGGAGAACGAGGAGGAAGAGAAGGAGGCCACAGCAGAAGAGAAGGAGGACGACAUUCUGCGGAGAUCUCCCAGGAGCAGGAAGGCCAGAAGGGACUGAUAUCUCUGAAUCCACAGCCCUGACCUCAAACCCCCACCCUACCUUCCUCCUCCUCCUCCUCUUCUACUCCUCCGCUCUGAGGCCACGAAGCCUGAAUGGAAACGGUGGAAGCAGCGAAGCCGACAGGAAAUUAAUCAUGGACACCUCCUCUUCCUCCUGAUGAAGAUAAUUCCAGAUUGAACAGGACUGAGUUUUCUUUUUGUUUUUGUUCUUUUUUUGUAAGAGAUUAACUGAGAUCCACUAAAACUUCCUUCAUCAUUCCUAAAUGCCACCUCAGCGACCUGCGGGGCGACUUCCUGUCUGUCAGAGCUGGUUCGACCAAUCAGCAGUCAGAUUUGUCCUGAGCAUGUACCUGCAGCCAGGUGAUAAAACCAGGAAACGAGCCUAUAAAAGCGGGCCGUAAACCAACUAACGCGCCCAUAAACAACUUACUGACAACUAACGACUAACAGACGAUAGAUGAUGAAUUAGUCCGCUAGCUGCCUGAAUAAACAGACGUGAGAAGUUUAAAGUGAUUAACUGGGAACACUCCGACUUUUUCUUACGUGUCGUCUUUUUUUUUUUUUUUUUUAUCUAUUUGUUGCUUAGCCUCCUGUUAGCUCCACUCACAGGCCAGAACAACCUCAGAUGUUUGAAGAUCCCCUCAGACCAGAUGUCGAGUCAGCAGCAGCAGCAGAGAUUCUCCCUUCCUAGAUGCCAUCUUUGUAGUCUGACGUCUGAUAUCUGGGGUUGUUUCAGCACCUGAAACCACAUCCAGUCCUGAUUCUUCAGCCGUAAAAAGGCACGAACGUUACAAGGUGUUUGACCUUUCAACCACAUGUCUGGGUCUCUGUGAAGAUGCUGAUUUCCACAUCUGUCCUGAGACACCUGCGGAUGACGAGGGACGUGAGAUGUGUCUGACAUAAAGGCCGAGUAUCAUCUGCUGCUGCUGCUGGUCACAUGAUCUCAACGUUUGGCUCAAACAGCUGUUCUCCGCCUGCUUCGCUUCGUCCGUUCAUGUUGCUCCUGUACUUCCUGCAUGGAUCAUGUGACCAGUUGGUUUAUUGGUGACAUCAUGUCUGGCAGGAUGGAAGCUCAUCGGUCAGGCUCGUCUUCAUUUGACUUCCUGUUUCAGAAAAUCCAAACUGGCGACAAUCCGUGUGAAACGAGUUAAAAGCAGAUCCGUGUGUUCAGACAAGACAGAAACGUCUCUAUCAGAUCAGCUCUGAACAUGAUGUGAUAAAUCAGCCAUUUUGGAUUUUUCUCACUUUGCUUGAACAAAUUGAGAUGUUUGAGGACGUCACCUCUGAGUUUAAACCAGUCCUGAGUUUUCUACUUGAUUCAUCAAACCAUACAUUAUCUAACUGAUGAGAAAUAAUUCUUGUGUUUAUGUGAGAAGUUGCUGUUACACAAAAUCCACUGAUCACACCUUUGUUUCAAAUCCAGAGCUUCCCCCAUCAUCAUCAUCAUCAUCAUCGCUGUUGGGAUCUUACCAGGUUGUUUUCCUUUAGAAAUCAAAGCUUAAAAUGAAAACAGGAUUAAACUGUGAUGUUCUUCCUGUUGUCCGCGUGUCCAAGUUUCUGCUGAUAUCUGUGCGGUGGAGGACGCCGCAAACACUGAAAUGAUUGGUGUCCCGCGUCCGUCUCGUGUCUCUGUGUCUUUCUGCUGAUCGGGAUUGGCUGGGAAGCCAUCCUGUGUUUGGCUCCCUGUGUCAGGUGACUGUUGAGGUAAAAAUGGUGGCUGUUUCUCUGUUGCACGCCGUCCCUGGAUCGGCAGAGUGACAGCCACAUCGAGCCUCGCUCCUCCUCUCCACCCUCCUGUGUUCUUAGGGCUUCAGCUCCGGCGGCGUCCAACUGAAGCCGUCUCGCUGACAGACCGGAGAAACUUUUCCGACUCUGUAACUGCUUUUUAUUUUGUCGCCUCUGUGUGUGAACUAACAGUUGGCCCGGCCCGUUUCUGACCAACACCACAGGAAGGUCCAGCUUUGAAUAGAAAUACUGUGAUGGAGCCUGACUGCGUGUGUGUCUACGUGUGUGCGGCCUGCAGUCAACAUUUUCUUUUGAUGAAUAAAAAAGAAAAAGGCCAAAUGGA